AUGUGCCUGCCACCAAAGAUGACGAGCCGGAGAUUCCAGACUCCAAAGAGACGAGCCAGAUCAAGCAAAGAAAGACUCUCCAAAGACGAUGAAUCGGAGAGUCCUGAUAGGGAGGAGAAGACAGAGAGAGCUAGUGAAACGCCUCGAAGGAGAGGUAGACCCAGCAAAGAAAAAUCAUCGAAGAGCGAAAGCGUCGACGAUUUGGCUACAGAAGUAGAUACUCCUGAUACGGAGGAGAAGACAGAGACAACUAGUGAAACCCCUCGAAGGAGAGGUAGACCCAGCAAAGACAAAUCAUCGAAGAGUGAAAGUGUGGACGAUUCGGCUACAGAAGUAGAGACUCCAGUUACGGAGGAGAAGACCGUGAGCGCUUGUGAAACUACUCGGAGGAGGGGUCGGCCCAGUAAGAACCAAUCAUCCAAGAGCGAAAGCGUCGACGAUUCGGCUAGGGGAGUAGAGACUCCAGCUACGGAGGAGAAGAUCGAGAUCGCUAGUGAAACUCCUCGAAGGAGAGGUCGGCCUAGUAAGGACCAAGCAUCCAAGAGUGAAAGCGUUGACGAUUCGGCUACAGAAGCGGAGACUCCAGCUACGGAGGAGAAGACCGAGGGCGCUAGUGAAACACCUCGAAGAAGAGGUCGGCCCACCAAGGACCAAGCAUCCAAGAGUGAAAGCGUCGACGAUUCGGCCACGGAAGCGGAGACUCCAGCUACGGAAGAGAAGACCGAGAGCGCUAGUGAAACACCUCGAAGAAGAGGUCGGCCCACCAAGGACCAAGCAUCCAAGAGCGAAAGCGUCGACGAUUUGGCCACCGAAGUGGAGACUCCAGUUAUGGAAGAGAAGACCGAGAGCGCUAGUGAAACACCUCGAAGAAGAGGUCGGCCCACCAAGGACCAAGCUUCCAAGAGCGAAAGCGUCGACGAUUCGGCCACGGAAGCGGAGACUCCAGCUACGGAAGAGAAGACCGAGAGCUCUAGUGAAACACCUCGAAGAAGAGGUCGGCCCACCAAGGACCAAGCAUCCAAGAGCGAAAGCGUCGACGAUUUGGCCACAGAAGUGGAGACUCCAGUUAUGGAAGAGAAGACCGAGAGCGCUAGUGAAACACCUCGAAGAAGAGGUCGGCCCACCAAGGACCAAGCUACCAAGAGCGAAAUCGUCGACGAUUCGGCCACGGAAGCGGAGACUCCAGCUACGGAAGAGAAGACCGAGAGCGCUAGUGAAAUACCUCGAAGGAGAGGUCGGCCCACCAAGGACCAAGCAUUCAAGAGCGAAAGCGUCGAUGAUUUGGCCACAGAAGUGGAGAAGAAGGUCGAAAGUCCUGCAACGGAUGACAAGGACAAGGGGAAAACGAAAAAGAAAGUCCCAAGUCCCAGUAGGACAUGGAAAGUAAAGAAACUGAACUGUGAGGAUUGUGGCAAGUGGUUUUCUAGUGCCACCUUGCUGAAGACCCAUCGCCUGCAGCACAGGACUAAGAAAUCUGGUAUGUGUUUUUUACCAGGUCACGUUGGUUUGACAGCGUUUUAG
Nasonia vitripennis (jewel wasp) is the source of this 1521-nucleotide messenger RNA. RefSeq lists its product as uncharacterized. NCBI's taxonomy places the organism in Eukaryota, Metazoa, Arthropoda, Insecta, Hymenoptera, Pteromalidae. Gene Ontology annotation, molecular function: DNA binding. The transcript is spliced from 2 exons. The record is from RefSeq and is a predicted model, not a curated record. The coding region runs from base 1 to 1521 and encodes 506 amino acids.